AUGACGACGGCAACUUCGAGUUCUUUCCCGAAAAUCCUUUCCAAAACGAUCGACUGCAAACAAGGAGCCGUUCGGGCAGUCAGAUAUAAUGGUAAUGAUGAUUUAUUCAAUCUUUCCGAUAAGUGAUUGACUUUCAGUUGAUGGGAACUACUGUGUCACUUGUGGCAGCGACAAAACAGUCAAACUGUGGAAUCCCUUGAGAGGAAGUCUUCUGAAGACCUACUCUGGCACGGGGAACGAGGUUUCUUCGAUAUAUUUGAUUAGCAAGAAAGUUUGAAAUCCUUCUAAUUGAAGUUAUUUUACAAUUAUCUGAGAAAAUAGCUUUGAUGGCCUACCCCCCCACCGGUAAGAUGGAAAAAAAUGAUUUUUAUUGAAGGUCCUCGACGCGGCUUCUUCCUCGGACAACGCUCAGAUCGCGGCUGGAGGUGCAGACAAGGCUCUGACAGUUUUCGACGUCGAAACGGGAAAGCAGCUCCGACGGUGGCGGGCUCACGGCGGUACACCUCGUUCCCAUUACCUCUACAUAGGUGCUUCAAAAUUCAGCCCAAGUCAACGCGGUGGCCUUCAAUGAAGAGUCCAACGUCGUCUUUUCCGGAUCCAUGGACUGCACCAUGCAGGCUUUCGACGCCAGAAGUCGCAGCGAAAAGCCGAUUCAGGUAGUUUUGUGAGGAAGGUGUGAUAAUAAAGAAUUUCAGUUGCUAUAUGUAUUUUCUUUUUUCAAAACUGAUUUUUCUUUGCUUUCUGACUUUUUCCGCAAGUUUCCCAUGAUACUCUCUAACGUCUUCUUAAAAAAACAAGCUUCAAGAUUUCUCGGUUAUUGAAAUAUGACGUCGCAAAGUUUCCGAGUGAUACUGUAAAACUGUUUUUUUUUUUUCACUUAAAGCCUUUUUUCAUCGAAAAAUAAGAAUUAUCGAAAUUCUGAUUACUUCAAGAGCUUCAGAGAUCAACUUCUAAAACUCCAAAAAUCAAAUAAAAAAGAAAAUAACUUUCUCGCCAGAUCUUCACUGAAUCCACCGACGCAAUUCUUUCUAUCGACGUCAACGGACACGAAAUCGCGGCUGGAAGUGCCGACGGCAACUAUCGGACCUACAGUAUUCGAGAUGGAAAUGUUCGCUUUUCUGAGAUAUUUUAGAAGUUCAUCGACGGUUCAGAUGACUGUCGAUUUCAUGGGAGACAGCGUGAACAGCGUCAAAUUCACUCCAGAUGGAAACUGUCUCCUUGCUGGGGUUAUGGGCGGCGUCGUCCGACUCAUGGACAAAGGCAACGGACGUCUUCUGGCUAGGUUCAGCCUUUUUUUUAAAUUGAAAUUCUCUUUGAAAAUUAUUCGAGUUUCGCUGUGUAAAGAGGAGGUUUUGAUUAAUUUUUAUGAUUUGUUUUUUCAUGAAGAUUGAUAUUUAAUGAGAAAAUAAAUAUCAAGCUUAAAAUAAUUGUGAGACAGAGUAAAAAUCUAAAAAAAAGAGCUGCGUUUUUCGUUUCGGAAAAAAAUUUCAAUUUCAAUUUGCGAGGAGCCUUCUAAGUGUUCGAGGCUUCAGGAAUUUCUGAAAAUCGGAAUUUCAACCUGCGAGUAAUUCAAGGAAGCUAAUUUUGGAAAAAUCAGGAAAUCCCGCAAUUUCUGACUUGAAAACCUAAUACAUCGAAAAUUUUCAUCAAAUCUCGAGAGUUCUGAAGUUUAAUUACAUAUAAUUAAUUACUUUGUCCACUAUUUCAAUUUAACUUUUCACAUUUUUUAAUAUUUUCUCCUUUUUUAAUGAUCCCCUUGCAGUUAUAAAGGACACCAGAACAAGGACUACAAGAUAGAUUCCUGUAUUUUGUCGUCAAUCGAACACGUGGCGACGGGAUCCGAAGACGGCUUUGUUUAUGUUUACAGGUACCCUUCCAUGCUUCUUCUUACCGUCUCACCUUAUUUCAGCCUUCUCGAUUCGGAUGUUCUGACAAAGCUGCAGCAUCCGUCACGAGUCAUCCCAUCAUUAUCGGCUCAUCCGAAGAAGAAUCAUUUGAUAACCGCAGCGGGACAAAUCAUCUAUUUAUGGGUGCCAGAAGGAGAAGAAAACCCCGAGACGUAA
Caenorhabditis auriculariae is the source of this 2063-nucleotide messenger RNA. The record is from the annotation of a GenBank genome assembly. NCBI's taxonomy places the organism in Eukaryota, Metazoa, Nematoda, Chromadorea, Rhabditida, Rhabditidae.